Sphaeroforma arctica JP610 is the source of this 326-nucleotide messenger RNA. RefSeq lists its product as hypothetical. The annotation marks the transcript as partial. The record is from RefSeq and is a predicted model, not a curated record. The transcript is spliced from 2 exons. Lineage: Eukaryota; Ichthyosporea; Ichthyophonida.
ACAUGCACGACGUUGAUGGAAAUGCCAUCGCCUCCGACGGAGAGAACCAACCGUUCAAAUCCAAUGCAGACACAGACAUCCCAAGUAUAAAUCAUCGUGAGACAGCCACCUCAGAUGGCACACCCAGAAGCAGUAUUGGUUCAGAAAACACCACUACACCGACUGAAGCGUUCAGUGCAUUGGGCCUGAAACCCGUGAGCAGUGGUACUGAGAACGAGGGCGAGAGCAGUCCUUCUUUGCUGAGGAAGAGGUGCAGUCUCCCGUUUCCGAGGUUGCCGGCUUUACCGAGCCGACCAACAAUGUCGUCGCUGAGACUAAGCAGGUAG